AUAUGGUUAAACUACAUCCAUGCGUAGGAAGAAAAGAAGUGUGACCCUAGUAAAUUAAAGAACUUGGGAGGACAAGAAGAGGACUGUUCCACGAUCCAAACUGCUUUACUUUUUUGAUCAUUUUAAGUUCCUGUAAAACUGAUAAUUUGCCCUUUUGAUUUGUUGCAUAUAUAUUAGAAAAGAUUUUUAAGAAAUGAUUAUUUGUUAGCACUGCCAUAUUCUUUGCGUGAUUUUGAGGAACGAUUUCCCAACUCCAAAUGUUGGAACCUGCAUCAAUAAUACUGCUACUUUAUUGUUGCCGUUUUAAAAAGGGAAACCAAAGGUAUUUUAAACAAUUUAUACCUAAAUUAAAACAGUUCAUGCCAGUGUUAAGAAAAAGUGGGAAUCAUAAAACUGCAAUCAGGCAGACAUUGGAAAGGAAUGGUCAUUUUACUGCUGCACAAUCUGCUAUAAGUUUCGCCAUUCCUCCAGUUUUACACGCUCCAACUCCUGACAUUCCCAUGAUGAAUUUUCUGCAGUUUGAAGUGAUUUUGCUAAGCUAUCUUGUCAUGGCUAUGCAGAUACAAUAUAUGAAUAUAUAUAAGGCAAAUUUCUACGUGAUGGACUAUCAUCUUAUUGUUUUUACAACUUUAAUAUUGUUCAGACGUGUAGCAUGGUUGAUACUAAAACAGACGUUAGCAUCAGAAGUAUUACAUACAUUUACAUACUGGUCGAAAGUCGCCUUAAAAUCUGUCUUGUUACUUUCGAUGAUGGCACUAUGUUUGUGGUCAUUAUAUAAUAUAAUGCAAAAUAGUGCUUUCGAAGACGUUCUGUUCCUAUGCUAUCCAUUUGGUGUGUAUUUAUGGACCUUUGGUUUUACUGUCAAUCCAUAUAGUCAUUGUGUUCUAUUUAAACUUGGAACCCAUCAAUCACCACAAGUUCAAGAACUCAUCACCGAUAACACAUCGUUGUUCCAUCAAGCUGUAACGUUGCAGAACAUACCGAUCAAUUCAAUGACACAAGUCGCCAACCGUAGUAAAACGAAAAUACACGAGAUGAAUGGAAAUACGAAAACUACGUCCAGAGAAACUAAUGGUCAUGUUGUGAACGGAUCAAGCGCAGCGACUAAAAAAUCCACGUGUCUUCGUGACCAAUGCGCUAUGUCUCCGGACACUGUACGUUAUGAAGCUGAAUGUUUAAGGACUGAUUUCAACUUACGAAUGAAGCAGAUAAUUUUUAAUUCCGUGAUUAGUGCAUAUUACGUAGCGUUUAUCCCGUUGAAAUUUACUCAGAAUGGUUGGUUAUAUUACGAUAUUGCAUGGUCAGCACAACAUAUAUUUUUCGUAUGGGUGAACACCUUCGUAUUAUUGGUCAAUUUUCUUGUACCUCACCAUUAUAUUGAUGGAUUACAUAAAUGUGCUCUUCACCUUGGCGGUUGGAAAAAAUAUAACGGACAAAGAGAAACGCCGCACGUGUGGUCACCCCUGACAAUCUGGCCACAAGAUACUCUCGUACGACAUAGUAAAGGUUUGUUUCGUGGCAUUGGAAAACAUAACACAGCUUCGCCUGGUGAUGCCCACCAUUCACGAUUUUAUUUUAUUUUCAGCAGUCCAUUGCGCCUGCUAAAUUGGUUAGUUGUACUACAGCUUGUUGCUUCACUCGUUCAAUUAUACGUAUUAGCGAAUUCCAUAUACUGGUAUCAAUAUUUGUCUGUUGUUGCCAUGUCAACGAUCAACAUGUAUCUUUUAUUUCGGUUGCUACGAGAGCGAUGGGCAGUAGAAGCAACGCUGAAAGAGCAUACAGUUUGUUCCGGACAGGGAUAGCAUUUUUACGCCGCGUUUUUGUUUGCCACUCUUAUGUUGCGUUUCUUGUAUCUCAUUACGUUUUUUAUACGAAAGAUUCGUUUCAUUGA
Molecule: messenger RNA, 1891 nt
Organism: Hydractinia symbiolongicarpus
Lineage: Eukaryota; Metazoa; Cnidaria; Hydrozoa; Anthoathecata; Hydractiniidae
Product: transmembrane protein 39A-like
Exons: 8
Coding region: 258-1802 (514 amino acids)
Cellular component (GO): membrane
Source: RefSeq, a predicted model, not a curated record